AUGAUCAUCCAGGCCGGCGCCGUCAAGGUCUUAGCCAAAGAUGUGGUUUCUAUUGCUAAGACGGCUGGAGAUGCCAUCAUGUCUAUAUACGCCUUCCCGGACACUGUUAGCUGGGACGUUAAGGCAAAGUCCGACAACUCUCCCCUGACCGCUGCUGAUCUUGCUGCCAACAACCUGAUUUGUGCCUCGCUCAAGGAAAAGUAUCCUUCGAUUCCCAUCGUUUCCGAGGAAAACAAAAUGCUUCCGUAUGAAGAACGAAGCAAUUGGCCUUUCUACUGGUGCGUUGACCCCCUGGACGGAACGAAGGAGUUUCUAAAGCGGAACGGCCAAUUCACGGUAAACAUUGGGUUAUGCCAGGGGAAGUCCCCCAUAUUUGGGGUGGUACACGUGCCAGCUAUGGAACCGGCUAAGACGUACUAUGGCGCGAAAGGCCACGGCGCCUUUGUGGAGAUCGCGGAUGAGCCACCAAUUCCCAUCAAGGUGAAAGAAUUCAGUGAAAAGGAUCCAAACUUGGCCGUCGUUGCCUCUGCUUCACACAAUACCCCCGAAACGGAGAAUUUUAUAAGCAAGUACCAGAACCCGACUCUUAAGGCGCUAGGAUCUUCUUUAAAGCUUUUGAUGGUAGCCGAGGGAGAGGCGCACGUCUACCCCCGGUUGGCACCAACCUGUGAAUGGGACACCUGCGCCUCACACGCGGUGGUGGAGGCGGCAGGAGGAGAGGUUCUGCAAGCGGAAGGAGGCAAGGCAUGCCAGCCCGGACUGCCCGUGGAGUAUAACAAGCCGGACGCGUUGAAUCCGUUUUUCAUUGUGUACGGCAGACGCCGGGACUGA
Molecule: messenger RNA, 831 nt
Organism: Nannochloropsis gaditana CCMP526
Gene: CYSQ
Product: 3'(2'), 5'-bisphosphate nucleotidase
Exons: 1
Coding region: 1-831 (276 amino acids)
Biological process (GO): sulfur compound metabolic process; phosphatidylinositol phosphate biosynthetic process
Molecular function (GO): magnesium ion binding; 3'(2'),5'-bisphosphate nucleotidase activity
Source: RefSeq, a predicted model, not a curated record